Messenger RNA from Capsella rubella, 1003 nucleotides. RefSeq lists its product as uncharacterized. The transcript is spliced from 3 exons. The record is from RefSeq and is a predicted model, not a curated record. NCBI's taxonomy places the organism in Eukaryota, Viridiplantae, Streptophyta, Magnoliopsida, Brassicales, Brassicaceae. The coding region runs from base 132 to 782 and encodes 216 amino acids.
GAGUUUUACAUCAAAGCUUCUUCUCUCUCUAGUCUCCUACUACCUACUUCUUCACUCUCUCUCUCUCUCUCUCAUCAUUUUCACUACCAUAAAAGCUUCAACAUCUCAUCACUCUACUCUCCUCCAAGAAAAUGCAAUUCUCAAGAAACUCAAUCCUUAGGCAACUAAGCAGAAAAGAAGGUUGGAGGUCGGCUUCAAGAAGGUGGACAUCCGGAGAUAGCUCAACAGCCUUCAACGAGGACACAAGCGGUGGUGAUUGUGGUGGUUACUCAUCAAUGGAGGGUCUUUAUGGGGUUUACUCUGGUGGAGACACGGCUGCAAGAACUAAGAGAGUGAUGGUUGUGGUUGAUGAGACUUCAAGGUCUAAGCAUGCUAUGAUGUGGGCUUUAACUCAUUUGACUAAUAAAGGAGAUUUGAUGACUCUUCUUCAUGUUGUCUCUCCUCAUGAUGAAGCUACUCCUUCUUUGGCUCAGUCUCUUGGUUCUCUUUGCAAAGCUUGUAAACCUGAGGUGGAUGUGGAAGCAUUAGUGAUUCAAGGACCAAAGCUAGCAACAGUGUUAAGCCAAGUGAAGAAGCUUGAAGUCUCUGUUCUUGUGUUGGGUCAGAAACAAUCUGCACCACUCAUAUCUUGCUUAUGUGGACCUAGUAGAUCAGAAGAGCUCGUGAAUCGUUGCAUCAACGGUGCAGAUUGUUUAACGAUUGGUGUGAGGAAACAAUGCAAAGGUGUUGGUGGGUACUUGAUCAACACAAGAUGGCAGAAAAAUUUCUGGCUCUUAGCCUAAUUUUAAUCACAAAGUUCUAAUUAGAUAUUAAGAAGAUUUGUGUGUUUAUUGUAGUUUAAUUUAAAUAAACUUUGUUAUGUAGUAAUCUCUUCUUUGUUGUCUUUAUGUUGUUAACAUAACUUUUGUCUUUAUAUGUCUUGUAAGAAACUAAAGUUGUAUCUUUGUACCUCACCCACUAGGCCAUUUACAUUGGUUCCACCGUGUUGACAUUAGUCUCCAAA